Gryllus bimaculatus (two-spotted cricket) is the source of this 678-nucleotide messenger RNA. The record is from the annotation of a GenBank genome assembly. NCBI's taxonomy places the organism in Eukaryota, Metazoa, Arthropoda, Insecta, Orthoptera, Gryllidae.
AUGUUUGAACCCCCAAAAGUGUAUUGUUUUCUUCGGCAAUACUUAGACCUAGCCGCAGAUGUGGACGCGUCCGAGUUCGUGGACGCCCUGGGCGAAGAGCUGGUGCGCUCGGCGUGCGCCGGGCGGCUGGACCGCGCCUUCCGCAGCCUGGGGGCGGGGCUGGAGGAGUUCCUGGCCACGCUCGACUCGGUGCACGACGUGCUGCAGGCGGACAGCGGCGGCGGCGGCGGCGGCGGCGGCGACGGCGCGGGCGAGGAGGGAGGGGGGCAGGGCGAGGGCGGCAGCGCCUUCGUCAGCACGGGCCGCGAGCUCAUCUUCUGCACGGAGCGCACGGCCGCCGCCCGCCUGCUGGCCGGCUCGCUGCGCGCCGUCGCCCGCCUGCUCUACAGCACCGACGUGCGCGUCGCCGUCAGCGACGGGCCCGAGCCCAGGCACUUCCGGUACGAGAUCGUGCCGGUGGGGCGCGCGGUGACGGAGUCGGGCGGCGACGAGGACGACGCGGACGUGGUGACUGCGGCGACGCCCCCCACGCCCGGCCCGCCCAGCGCCGUGGCGUCCGCCUCCACGGCCGCCUGCGACCUGCGCAUGGGCGUGGCCAGCUUCUGCAAGGCCUUCCCCUGGCACUUCGUCAUGGAUCGGCGCCUCGAGCUCGUGCAGGUCAGCCUCAGCCGCCCACGC